CGGAAGGUAAAAGUGUCGGAGUUGGGAGACUGCAGAGAGUUGUUCUCUGUGCUUGAAUCGGGGCCAGAAGAGCAGUGAAAGUUGAAGCUGAGCCAGCUGGAUCAGACUGCUGCCUCAUCGGCUCCCGAGUCCCCAUUUCUCUGGAUCCCUGCUAAGGAGCUAUGCCGAGGCAAGCGAAGAGAGCGUGCCGGAAUGCCCCCGAGCCAGACUCGGAGGUGCCAUCGGGCAAACGUACAAAGGCUGUGAAAACAGAGACCUUGGACAAACCGGUGGUAGAAGGAGGAACCUCUGACUCCACACAGAAGGCCCAGGCUGCUCAAAAUUGUGGAAAUGAGCCAAGUCGUUACUGGCUGAUGAAAUCAGAACCAGAAAGCCGGAUAGAGAAAGGUGUGGAUGUCAAGCAGUUUGGGAUUGAGGAUCUCAAAGCACAGCCUAAACAGACAGCUUGCUGGGAUGGUGUUCGAAACUACCAGGCCCGGAACUUCCUGCGAGCAAUGAAAGUGGGAGAGGAAGCCUUCUUCUAUCACAGCAACUGUAAGGAACCAGGCAUUGCCGGUCUCAUGAAGAUUGUGAAGGAGGCUUACCCUGAUCACACACAGUUUGAGAAAGGUAGCCCUCAUUAUGACUCAUCUAGCAAGAAGGACAACCCCAAGUGGUCUGUGGUGGAUGUCCAGUUUAUUCGAAUGACCAAACGUUUUAUUCCUCUGGCUGAGCUCAAGGUCCAUCACCAAGCCCAUAAAGCCAAUGGUGGCCCUUUAGAAAACAUGGCUCUUUUCACCCGUCAGAGACUCUCAGUCCAACCCCUGACCCAAGGUGAAUUUGACUUUGUCUUGAGCCUGGAGGACAAGAAGCCAAGUUAAAAAGGAAAUUCUUGAAAAGGGAAAACUGUUUUCUUCAAGCAAGGCAUGCCUCUCUCUGACAAGGAGGUGAGAGGGAUUUGAAUUUGCUAGUUACUUUUCUUUAGGGUUGGUGUGUCUAUGUAUCUGGAAUGUGUUUGAGUUUUUUUUUUUUUUUUUAAUUAAAACAUCAGUGUAAUAAAGCAUUGGAUGCAGUCA
Messenger RNA from Antechinus flavipes (yellow-footed antechinus), 1055 nucleotides. RefSeq names its product thymocyte nuclear protein 1 (gene THYN1). Gene Ontology annotation, cellular component: nucleus. NCBI's taxonomy places the organism in Eukaryota, Metazoa, Chordata, Mammalia, Dasyuromorphia, Dasyuridae. The record is from RefSeq and is a predicted model, not a curated record. The transcript has 8 exons. Bases 162 to 860 code for a protein of 232 amino acids.